AUGAUUUUUGGGGUGGUGUAUUUGGUGCGUUUCCAUAUUGUAAAGGAAUACGAUCAGACCCUAGAAUUUCAACAAGAGAUGGCCCAGGCACAAAUAGAUAUUGAGCAAUACAAAAAGACCGCUAAAAACCUCGUAGACGCCAACACGGUUACCCUGCUUACUGAGGCCGCUGAUCUAAAAGCUGGAAAAGCCAUUUACGACAGCAAUUGUGUAGCCUGCCACGCGCAAGAUGGGGGCGGUGGAAUUGGUCCAAACCUCACCGACCAAUACUGGAUUCUGGGUGGCGGUAUUAAAAAAGUAUUUACCACCAUCUCAGAAGGAGGGCGUGACGGAAAAGGAAUGAUUGCCUGGAAACAAAACCUAAAACCCCUAGAGAUGGCUCAGGUGGCUAGUUAUGUCCUUGGGAUGCAAGGCAGCACGCCUGCCAAUCCGAAAGAAGCAGAUGGAGACCUUUUAUGGCCUACGGCCGAUGCCGUAGAAUAA
This is a messenger RNA of Trichoplax adhaerens, 483 nucleotides long. RefSeq lists its product as uncharacterized. The transcript has a single exon. The record is from RefSeq and is a predicted model, not a curated record. Bases 1 to 483 code for a protein of 160 amino acids. NCBI's taxonomy places the organism in Eukaryota, Metazoa, Placozoa, Uniplacotomia, Trichoplacea, Trichoplacidae. Gene Ontology annotation, molecular function: heme binding; electron transfer activity.